GCGUUUCGAAACGUUCGUGAGCAGCAAGAAGAGUGGCUUUCCUGGUGUAGUUGGUGCAAAACAGCAAACUUUUCAGUGCGUAGUGCAAGUUGCAAGGUGCAGUAAAGUGUUUCCGUACAACCGUUUGUCUCACCAGCAACACGCAACCGUGUAAGCGCCUGACGCCAGCGACAUAUAUAUUGAUUUCCUGAGCAGGAAAUUCCGCUUCAACAGGGGGGUGUGAUCGAGAGUGUUGGUGGGACUGAGCAAAAUUGGCCAACUCAAAUCAAACAAAUCAACGAAAAUGAACAUGUUUUCCGGAUUAACGAAUCAAGUGACCUCGUGGAUUGGAGCGGCUAAGGGCGAACCGCAGGACGAGGAAGUCCCGACACCCCCGAACUCGGCUGCAACCACUGCGACAGCGACUACUUCCGGUGCUACCGCAGCGCCGACUGCAGCUCCAGUAGAUGCAACUGCCGCUGCAGCGGGUGGUGAUGGUGGUGACAAAAGCCCAACCAAAGGUGGUGUUUUCUCUGGUGUGUCGUCGAAGGUGACGGGAUGGCUCGGUAAUGCCUCGAUCCCUUCGAUGCCAGCGAUCCCGACGGUCUCGAUGCCCGCCAUGCCAGCGAUGCCUUCGAUGCCAUCGAUUCCAGGGCUGCGGAAGGCGAACCAGACAGACGAAAACGGUGGCAUCACGAACGAGGGUCUGGUCACGUCGCCCGAGAAGGCUAGUCAAGGUAUUGCCGGCUCGACGGAUGCUGCCGAUGAGGAGGACCGGUCAAGGUAUAUUAGCGCUACGGGAGGAGCCGAUUCACGCCCUGCAACCGGCCCGGGAACACCAACUGAAGAAAAUGCUGGACAAAUUGGACAAGUUACACAUAAGGUUACUGCUGGCGCUAAAUCGAUUGGCUCGUUCCUGUACUCAUCAUUCAAUAAAGCUGGUGAUAAGAUCAAACAUCUAAAAGAUAACAGUAUUCUGGGAGAGUUUAGCAAGGAGCAGGAAGCAUUCAUCAAAAAUCAACAAGGAGGCGGCUCUGCCGGCGCUUGUCCAUGGACGGGUCAUGCUAACGAGGCGAAGAUCAAGGAGGAAAUUCUUAGCCUGUCUGCUGAUCGCCGAAAUUUCGUUCGAGCACCGCCAGCUGGGGUUGAGUUUGAUUUUGACUACGAUUCGUCUUACCCAGUCGCUUUGGCCAUUAUGAAUGAUGACAAAGAAUUGGAAAAGAUGCGAUUUGAACUGGUUCCCAAAAUCAUCACGGAGGAAAACUUUUGGCGCAACUACUUCUAUCGCGUGUCCCUGAUAUGCCAAGCGGCCGAUUUGGGCACAUUGGGCGAUAAUAACGAGUUUGUCAAACGAGGCGCUAGUGAAGACACAGAGGCCUAAAAGAAGUGUAGCACGAUACAAAACCUAAAUCUACCGUAAUCGCAGUUAUUCUUAUUGUAAAUGAGAAGGAGAGGAAACCUUAAUACCGCAAGCAUCUCUAUUACACGUUAAAGUACUGCGUUGUAUGAUAUAAAAAGACUCUAAUAAUGGCAGAAAAAAGGCCCCUCCCACAAGAAAACAAUGGUGGGGCGCGUUGGGGGGACAAGGAAAUGGCAAAACGGCAAUAGAGAAAAUGCGUACAACGGAACAUACAUAAACUAGUGAACUUCUUCUCAUACUCGGACAACAGAGCUACUUACAGUAUCGAUGUUCUCGCGCCUAACACACACACACACACAUACAAACACAAACACAAAACAAAGUAUAGAAGAGUUAACUUCAAUGCGAACCUAUUUAAAACUAAAUAAUACAAACCAACAACAACAUAAAAACAAACACACACACAGACAUAUGAAACAAAUAGGACUAAAAUGAGCGCGUGCGUGCGAAUAAGAUGUUAAUAAGAUAUAACAAAUUAUACACACCACUCACCAAUGUAUAUCGAUAUCGAGAGUGGGUACCAUAUUGAAAUCUGAACACAACACGAAAAACAGCAACAAGAAAAGAGAACAACAAGUAAAACAACAUCAUUAUAAUAUUUUGUUGGUUGCAGGAAAACAAAAACUUAAGGCACACAUACUUAACACACGCAGUAACAGUACACAAACACAUACACAAACACUUAAUAACAAUGAAUCAUGGUUAAGCCGACAAAGGAAGAAAAACAAGAAUAAAACCCCACACGUUUAAGCUAAUUAUACACCAGCAGCAGGGGUUGGGGCGGGAACUGGAUCAUCACAGCUUCCCUGCCACCCGGCGGCAUCUUCUUCCCGAAGCAAACCGAACAUAUAUUAUAUUAUCGGAAUCAAUUAGUAAACCAAUUUCUCGACGAAGACAAUUAGUGCAUAAUAAUAGUGCAAGUACCCACUACAAUGGUGGGGUAUAUGGACGAAACAACACACAUUCCAGCAGCAGCAGCUGUGUGCGGAAAACGGUUCGCAAACGACGGUAAUUUAUCUCCUUCAGGACAAAGAGACACGCGCGGCAGUAUAUAAAUAACUCUACCAAACAUCGACCUGUAAACACGUUACGUUAGUUAUAUAGCUAUGAUAAUCUGUUCUUGAAAGUCAGUCAUGCUGGGCAAGCGCAAGGAAGGAGGAAGGAGUGAACGAAAGAAUCUUAUAUCGAGAAAAUGAUAUUUAUUGUUGUUGUUUCCAGUGCUUAGUGAUUGUUUAUGGUGAGGAGAGGGGAGGGCGUGAUAAAGCAGAGAGGAAGACAUCAAUUCAUUCUCCCACACACUCUUACGUGAUACUCAGCCUUCAGUAUGAUGAUGAUGUGGAAAUAGACACAAACAAAAACCUCCCUCCUAUCUAAUCUACAAAAACAAAUGGGCUGCGAUGGGUAAAACGAACGAUCGAAAUCAUACUUUAACCAAAAUUAACACCCACCAUCACCCACCACCACCGCCAUCGCGCGUUAUCCAUCGAAUACUCACGAAUUAUACGUAUUAAACCAUUGAAUCUCAACAUAAGAUGGAAAAAUAUAACUUACAUAACAAACCCAAAAAAUGAGCAUUACAUUCACACUCUAUAAUUGUUCCUUUACUGAUGUCUAGAUGUGAACCGACUUUCUUUAAGCUAAUUGUAGCUUAACAACUUGAAGCCAAUCUCCUGCGGAUACGCGUGGGGGAUGUCAUCAUGAAUGUGGGCGAUAUUGUUAGAUCCAUUUCGGGCAAGGCAAGACCAUUACAAGUUCCCCCUCGACACUUUGUUGUAUGAUCGUAAGAUGAGAGAAACAGCAAACAACAACACCUUUGUUAAUUUUGACUGAAGAAAAAGAUAUGCACACUGGAUUAACGCCAAGUAUAAGUUUUUAUCAUACAUGCCUUUGUUCACUCGAUAACUGUUACUUUAUUUGCGUGAGACAGAGGCUGUGGUUUAACAAAAAAGGAUAACAACAAAGACAAAACACGUGUAGCGUAUGGAAGGGUGAUCGUAAAACCUCCUUCCCCUCCCCCCCACCCCGUCGCAUUAACAAUCAUCAUAUAUCAAUGUUUGCAAGAGCACUAGAGUAAAUUUUCAUUUCGAUGCGUACGCGCUUUACCUUUUUUCUCAAUCAGUUUGCUAUGUAUGAUUCGUUUUGUCAUAAACCCACCGAAACACGUUUUUUACGUUCGACAUGGCAAAGCCACUUCCACUUUCCAUUGUCAUUAAAUUCUCUUGCGUGUGUGUGUGUGUUAGUGGUGUUUUAAUGCUUGUUAUUGAUUGGGGCGGCACCGUCACCGUCAAUGCAACUAAGCGCUUAUUAUGUGUUUUACGAUCGAUGUGUGUCUCUCGAAGCGGGGAGGGGGAGGUGGCGGUGUAAAAGUUGUUGUUUCGUAGUGUGGGUGGGAUAAGAGAUAUAUUCUAUAUUAUGGAUGUUAAAGUUGAUCUUCCAUUUUCCAUGUAAAAUCAUAUACGUUUCCAUGCUUCAAAUGGCAUGCUACAUAUUAAAAAGAAGAAGAAAAAAACACACACACACACACAUUCACACAUCACCUAACUUAACUAACUUGCUGGUGUGUCCCUUGUUGUCGUCGGUCUCAUGUUAGCACCCUUACCCUAAUAAACCUGCCUAUCAAAUGAUAUGAUAAAACAGCAGCGCGUACGAGCGGAUCAGUCGCGUUCGUUAAUUUGUCUUUAACUUGAUUGCGUUAUUAUGCUAAUGCUGGAGGAACAAUGCGCCGUGAAAUUCUAAGUAAAUUCUAUUCACUCACUCACACACACACAUAAUACAAGCAAUGCAAAGAAGAAAGAAAUCAGGACAAAUCACCUUACCCAAGCGCGCGCUUUAUGGCAAACAAUUCCAGUUAAGAGACGAUUCCACCAAACGUAGAACAAUGCUACAGCGCUACAGCCAGUCAGUCAGUAUCCAUUACAUAUAUGUACACACACAACCACACACAAUGCUAGUAUUUGAAGCGAUCACAAAUCAGAGUUUCUCGAUGUUAUACAUAUUUGCGUUGAUUCUAUUCUAGAUCAGAUAUAUUGGCCACUCUUUACGAAUGCGCGCUAGAAUUAUCAGAAAUCAAAUGCGAUGCGAAGGGGAAGAAAAUAAGAAGAAAACGCAAACGAUCGUUCGAGCCAGGAUGAAAGAGUAGCAGGAAGUCCUAGCAUCUGGUUCGGUUUCCACUCAAAUAAAGGCAUUUCCCGUCCUUUCGAAGGUUUGACGAAAGCGCGGAACAUGGGAGAAAACCGGGGCAUUGAUAUAGCAGCCGCCAUCCCACCAUCAACGGGGAAUGUCAACGCGAUGCCAACCGAAAAGAGGGAAUGAAAAGUAUAGAAACACAAACACACACAAAGGCAGAACAAGAAUACGUUUUGCGGCGUGCGUGUUAGGGAAGUGCUUCGUAGAUAUGGUAUGGAUUUUAAGGAUAUAAUAGCAAACGUAUAAACAAAAAAAUAUGAAAGAUAUGUAAAAAAGAAAGAAAGCAACAGAGAUAAUGACAAUACAACCGAAAACGUGAUGCAACAUUAAACAAAACAACAACAACAACAAGGAGAAGAAGAAACAAAAAAGCAUAAGAGUGCGAAAACCAAAGGAAAACAAAAAUACGAAAAACAGAUACUUGUGAAGGUAAACAAAACAAAACAAAACCGAACAUCAAUGUGUGUGGAUGGUGGAGAGCGAGAUGAAAAGUUCACCCAAGUAUCACAAACAAAUAUUUCCUUCCCUGGAAUUUUCCCUAGUCCCAAACAAAAACCUCCUUAUCACCUCUAAAAAAAACAUUCCUUUCUCUAUCUAUCUCUCUCUCUGUCUGUCUCUCUGUCUGUCUCUGUAUGUAACUGUGUGCGUGGUGUUGAGUAAAAAUUAACGAACCUUACAAAACAGCAAACAAACAAACAAACAAACUCCUUAUUGAGAAGAUACUUAUAUAUAUAUAUCGGAUCGGUUCUAUACAAAAGGUGUGAAAAGAUUAUGAUGCAUUAUAAGCAGUCAGUGACGUGUUUAGGGAAAGCAAAAGGGUCGCCGGUGCGUACGUGGAGGGUAAAGAAAUAGUUUUUAAUUUACGGAACAGAUUUCAUCAACAAAGAUUAAGUGACGGGGCAGAGGAAUGAGUAUGCAAUGGUUUAGUUCUCCCACUACUGUGGUUAGCGAAUUAUAAUCUCUCUCCCUGUAAUGCCUAUCACAUUUACCACUUUGAAUCUCGAAUUUCGGUUUUAAACACACACACACACACACACACACACACACACACACACACACACACACACACACACACACACACACACACACACACACACACACACACACACACACACACACUCACAUCCAAGGUCUUUUUAGUUGUGUUUGUGAUUGUGACUGGUGUUGUCGUAUUGUGUUGUGUUGGUUUACUUAUUUAAGACCUGUUUAAGAAACAAUUGAACGAGAAGUGUGUGUGUGCGUGUUUGAGAGAGUGUUGUGUGAUUAGCUAAUCGGGAAGGAUCUAGUUAGAGCGAACGUCCUUGUUUUUACGUUGUUUUUUUAUCUUCUCCACGUUACUUACGUUCCGGCUCGUCUCACUUACGGCAAGUGUUUAACAGAAUCGGCUAGACUAACUUCUUGCAAUCAUGAUAACCUAAGAAAUACUACAUACAACAAUAUCGUUCCACACUGGACAGGGGUGAAAUAAGGGGGGGGGGGGAGAGUGGUGCGAUAGUACCAAAGGAUAAAGUGAGUGAGUGAUGCAAAGAAGUGGAAAAGGAGCAAAAGUGAAGGAAAUACAACAAAACACACAAACGUACAUAUAUAUAAAUACACCCAACACACCCAACACGUCCUAACAAAAAAAGGAAAAAAAAGGUGGAAAAGCAAACUAUUGUUGGUACACUCACACACACACACACACACUCUCACACAUUGUCACGAGGGAAGGGGAAAACUAGUCGGAAAAACUCUAAACCAAACACUCACAUACGAACAACAAACACACAACACACAAACAAACAACACGGAGACGAUUAUUCUGUAUAGAGAAAAUAAAUUUUAAGGCAAUUAUUGAUUCAAACCAAAA
Molecule: messenger RNA, 6434 nt
Organism: Anopheles gambiae (African malaria mosquito)
Lineage: Eukaryota; Metazoa; Arthropoda; Insecta; Diptera; Culicidae
Gene: Sap47
Product: synapse-associated protein of 47 kDa
Exons: 9
Coding region: 284-1360 (358 amino acids)
Cellular component (GO): synapse; cytoplasm
Source: RefSeq, a predicted model, not a curated record